AUGAAAAUGCCGGUGCCGUACCAGUGCCGCUUUAAUUCACGGCCCUUAGUGCCGGUGCCGGUGCCGCCUAAGUGCCUCUCAUUUAGAUAUAACUUUGUUACGCAUAUAUGCCAAACACACGGCACCAUUCUUUACGCAAAACUUCUAGUAAUAGCCCGAUGGGUCUUGUACAUAAUGUUCAUCGACUUGGCUAUGGCCACUUUAAAACCUGGCAAAUGGUGCCCGGAGUUGGCACCGGGAGUAUCGGUCAACAAAAUCAGCCAGGUCAGUUCUGAAGACGUAGGCAAAAUUAUCAUGCUCGUCGAUAACCUGCCGAUAGGCAUGCGCAAGAUGUACGGCACAAUCCUUCCAGUCAUCGGUGAACGGGCCGGCGAGUGCCUCACAAUGAAUAGCGAAAAUAGUAGUAAAGCUAUAUAUGGCCACAAUGUAGUGUCUGAAGAGCUGGUAACCAUAUACAGUAACCCCGCUUUCCCUGAACGAGACACCCGUCCCAAUACAUAUACACUGCGCAUUGUUGUGACCGAUCCGGAAGUGUCUCAAUUAAAACUAGAUUUCACCCAUAUGGAACUUGGUCAACCAAAUGUCGAUGGUCAUUGUCUGGGCGAUACAUUGAGCGUGGCUAUAGUGGAGGACAACGCGUCAACCUUGUCGGCUGUGCCCACACUAUGCGGUCGUAAUGAUCGACAACACAAUGUAGUGAUCGACACUAUACCUGAGAGUGAAUACCGAUGGCAUAUAAUAGUCACACAGAUUACCCGUUUGUCAAGUCAUUUAGCGGCUCCAACCGGUUGCUUACAG
Molecule: messenger RNA, 798 nt
Organism: Medioppia subpectinata
Lineage: Eukaryota; Metazoa; Arthropoda; Arachnida; Sarcoptiformes; Oppiidae
Source: the annotation of a GenBank genome assembly